AGAAUCAGGAUCUUCCUGAUUCUGCCUAUGAUUGUGACUUUGGACUAGUUAUUUAACAAUGUGUCUGGCAUGCUAUAAAAUGGGUCUACUUAUUCACAUCUGGGGUGGAGCUAAAUUGAACAAACAUUUAAACAGCGUUCUGAGACCCUUGGGUAGAAGACACAAUAGAAGUUCAUCAUAAUACAGUUUUUUGCAUAUGUGAAAGGUUAUUAAUGCUUUUAAACUGUUUUUCAGAUUCUAAAUGGCUUCUAAGAAGUUUGGAUCUGACUUUCAUGGGCCUGUCAGUUACCUUGAUGAUGUCCCAUUUAAGAUUGGAGACAAAUUCAAAACACCAGCCAAGGUUGGCUUACCCAUUGGUUUCUGCUUGCCUGACUCUUCCCAGCUAGUCAGAGAAGCACAGUAUGACUUCUCCCUGGAAAAGAGAACUAUCGGGUGGGCUGAAGACAUCAAAAAAAUCCAAUCAGCUCAGAGAGAAGCAGAGCGAAAGGAGGCGCAAUCAAUAGCUAAUGCUAAGGCUGCUUCAGAUGACAACAGCAAAAUGGGAUUCUCGGAGGCCAUGCCGCCUUCCAUUAACCCUAUUCUCGCUAGUCUACAGCAUAAUAACAUUCUUACUCCUACCCCGGCCAAUAGCAGUGCCAUAAAGCAAAAGGUCCUUAGUCCACCUUACCCAAAGGCAGAUUUCAACCCAGCAGAUUUUGAAUGUGAAGAAGACCCAUUUGACAAACUAGAGCUAAAAACUAUUGAUGAUAAAAAAGAACUGAAAAGUAUUCUUGAAAUUCAUGUUGGUACUACUGGGCCAUUUGUCGCCCAACUGUUGGAUAAUAGCUUGCCCAAAGUAGGGCAUGAGUCUGUGUUACAAGAUCAGGAAGUACUGGCAUCUUUAGAAAGGGCUACCUUGGACUUCAAGCCCCUUCACAAACCCAAUGGCUUUAUCACUUUGCCACAGCUGGAAAACUGUGAAAAGAUGUCCCUGUCUUCCAAAGUGUCCCUCUCCCCUAUCACAUCAGUGAGCAAUAUUAAAUCUCUCUCCUUUCCCAAACUCGACUCAGAUGAGAGCGAUCAAAAAUCGUCCAAGCUUACAAGCACUUUCCACAGCGCUACCUGUCUCCACAAUGGCACUUUCCUUGGCUCUUUACAGGCCUGCUCUCAGAGUAAGGCUAGCGAACUCAACGGACAUCAUGUUGUUGGACUUUCUGCUUUAAAUGUGGACAGUGGCAUGGAGACAUCAACAUUAUCCUCUUCAUCCAGGCUGCCUUCCUUGUCUGUGUCAACACCUUGUACAGAAGAACAAUCAUCUCAAAACACAGCUGCUAAGGUACAGCCAGACUAUAAGGAAUCAGAACUCCCUAUGAUAAUGAACCAAAACUUCACCGUGUCUAAAGUGCCCAGUAAUAACAGCUGCACUAAAUGGUCAAGUGGCCCCACAUACUCGGAUGUGCUGCAGGCCUUGUCUGCCAGUGAGCGGCAGUGUGUGGAAACAGUUGUCAACAUGGGAUAUUCCUACGAAGAUGUCAUAACAGCUAUGAAGAAGAAAGGACAGAAUAUAGAACAGGUAAGAGCCCUUCCAAAAGGGCAGGAGCUCCAAAGAUGCAGCCAUCGCUGUCAGCACCUCGGCUUUACAAAAAACACACUAAACCGUAAAAAGUCACCGGGACCAGGCGACAUUCACCCAAGCGUUCUGAAAGAAAUCAGAUGUGAAAUUGCGGAACUAACAACUGUGGUUCUCGAUUAUCUGUUUGUCCACAGCCAGCUUUGUGAGAAGGGCUUUGAUCCUCUCCUUGUGGAAGCAGUUCUGGAAAUGUCCCAGUGCUCCGAGCAGAAGAUGACAGAACUUCUCCAGCUAAUGAGCAAAUUUAAAGAAAUGGGCUUUGAACUGAAUGACAUAAAGGAAGUCCUAUUAUUACAUAACGACCAGGAGAAUGCUUUGGAAGAUCUAAUGGCCCGUGCAGGAGCCAGCUGAAAACACCAGGAGUCUUGGAGCACGAUGGAGAGCGCCUGCAGGGGAAGGCAGCCAGCCUGUGUAACUAGACCCUCGCCACUUCAGCCAGAGUGUGGCGUGCUGUCUUUGGGAAGACGCCCUGCCUUUCCCAUACAUCGGAGAACGCACCCGACCCAGCUCACCGCGUGCGUCCCUCCAGCACGUCCUUCCCAUUGACAAGAGCUAACUUCUUUUCGUACAUUCAAUUUUUAAAGUGCCCUUUCCUAAGUUUCCUUUUCUGGUUUGGCCAUGGAGAGUUGAGACUGCCCGACCUUUACUGGAAUUGUACAUACCCAAUGCUGGAAGUAUUGUUUUGCUCACUCUUGGAUAGAGGAAUACAAAGUUGGUUUGAAAACAAGAAUGCUCUGGUUCUUUGAAGCUGCUUUCCUGGUGGGAGCUUCUACUGAAACACUGUAUCGCAGUUCAGAUAAACUGAAGUUGACCUUUAGUGCAAUGGAUUUUUAUUUUUAUUGGGUUGAAAAGUAGUCUGUAACUUAGUGGAACACUGGUUUCUAACCUGUCACUAUGCAUAAAGAGAAGUCGUUCCCUUGGCCCUUCUGCCAGGCAUAGGUGUCCAGUGCUUGAGUGGUGUGUAAACACAACUUUAUCACAACAGGUAAGCUCUGGACUCUCACCAGUGGCUGGGUCUUGCACCUAAGGGGCGAGAGCUGAACAUUUGCAAUCUCUUCCGCUCCUUCCCCAGGUGGAUAGGCUAUUUCAACAAAUGCCCUCCUAAGAAAUCAGUCUGUUUUAAAUGAUAGUCAGUGUGAAGCAGGGGGUUUCUUUCAAGCACUUUCUUUAAAUACAAAUAAUAUACUCACUGCAUUAGUUACAUUUUUUCACACUGCUUUAGUUACAUAUUCAAUAACAUCUAGUAAUAAAAAUCAGUUUUUGGGUUGGUUUUGAUAGUACAAAGUGUAUUAUGUUGUACAUUGUUAAAGGUCUAAAUACCUAAGAUAUAAGCAGUCUUGAUGAAUCUUUAAUUUGCUAAAUAUUUUGAUUCUGCAGAAAAUGACUAAUAAAACCCUACAAUGGAAUUCCCAGUGUCAUGUUUCCCUCUGUCUCUUGUGCUCUGGGUUCAUUAGAGGUGGUGGGCUGUUACAGCUGAAGAGGGAUAGAAUCAAAAUCAGUCCCUCCUAACUGGGCCUCCAAAGCCAGCAAUCCUUCCCACGCCCAAAUGCCCUGUGCUUGGAUUGUGUCUAGUUGACAGAGCACAACACAAGGAUCUGUCUGAACAGUAUUUAAGAGCCACUGCUAGCAGACAAGCAUGUGUGUCUGGAUUUGCUCCUUUCGUUUUGACAGCUGAAUUUUUCUCAAUGAAAAAAAUCUUUGUAAAGCAAUGAACUCCCCUUAAGGCAUGAAAUGCACUGCUGCAGAAGCAUGGCCUACUCCAACCAAAUCUUUUAUACAGAUUAACCUCUUUGUGGUUCUGGUCGCAUAUUUAAAAAAAUAAGUCUUGCUGGAGGGUAAAUGUCAGCACCUGUUGGAGUUUCCAAGCACACACUAACUUGCUGUGACUGAUUUACCCUGCAGCUGUUAGCUGCUUCAUGCUAACUUGCACAGCAGUUUCAAUCUCCUUUUCUAGCUUGUUAGAAAAGCUAAUGAGAUCUUUACCUGUGGGCACUUAUAGAGCCAACCUGCUUCAGGAUGUUAAACAAAAAUUGUCAUAGAAGGACCCAACCACUGUCCUCCCUAGCCAGCUGGUCCUAAAUUACAUAGCAGGGCCUCUGGACUCUUUAGUAUCUGCUGGAAGAGGGGAGGAAAUUCCCUGGCACCUCCAUUUUUACCUUAAGGAAAGCUGAGUGGUUUGUUUACACACACACACACAUACACAUAUUGCUACAAUCAGUGCAAUAGGCUGGUAU
Pelodiscus sinensis (Chinese soft-shelled turtle) is the source of this 3843-nucleotide messenger RNA. Lineage: Eukaryota; Metazoa; Chordata; Testudines; Trionychidae. The record is from RefSeq and is a predicted model, not a curated record.